UCCGCCUGAUCACAAUGAUUGCGCCCAUCACGGCAUCACCCGCACUCUGCACACCAGGCGUCCGGUCCCACCUAGGAAAGGAAAGCUGCACGGUGCCUAGCCGCCGGCCGGAAACGCCCCAAACGGCCAAACCCCUCGCAAUUAACGCCCGAGCGCCGCCGCUAUCCGCUCGCCUCCGCACCCCGCACUCUCGCCACCGCCACCGCCACCGCCGCACCCGGCCCCAACCCCCCUAAAGGGCUAAAAACCUCCGUCGGGGGAGAAGAUGGCCGACCAGGCGGCGGCGGCGGCCGCGGGCGACGCGGUUUUCGCGCGGUGCCUGCUGGCGCUCUACCUCAUCAGCCCGCUCACCGUGCUGGCGCUCCGCUACGUCUCCGCGCCGUACGGCAAGCUCUCGCGCCCGGGCUGGGGCCCCGCGCUCCGGGCCCCGCUCGCGUGGUUCCUGAUGGAGAGCCCCACCCUCUGGCUCCCGCCCCUCGUCCUCCUCCGCUCCACCCCGCCUUCCCCGCCCCCGCUGGUGGCGCUGCUCUCCAGCCCGCUCGCGGCCCUCCCCGCCGUGCUCUACGCGUUCCACUACGCCCACCGCACGCUCGUCCACCCGCUCCGCCUCGCCCGCCUGCGCCGCGCCCCGGCCCCCGUGCCGCUCCUCGUCGCCGCCUGCGCCCUCGGCUUCAACCUCCUCAACGCCUACGUGCAGGCCCGCUCCAUCACGCUCCACGCGGGCCGCCUGGCCACCCCGUUCGCCCUGGCCCGCUGCGCCGCCGGGCUGGCCCUCUUCGCGUGGGGGAUGCGGACGAACAUCGCGGCCGACAAGGAGCUGCUGCGGCUCAAGGAGGCCGGGGGCGGGUACAAGAUCCCGAGGGGCGGGUGGUUCGACCUCGUCACCUGCCCCAAUUACUUCGGCGAGACCGUGGAGUGGCUGGGCUUCGCCGUGGUGGCGUGGACGCCCGCCGCGUGGGCCUUCUUCCUCUACACCUGCUCCAACCUCGGGCCGAGGGCAAGGGACCACCGCCGCUGGUACUUGCAGAAGUUCGGCAGCGAGUACCCGGCGUCGCUCAAGGCGUUCGUCCCCUACAUCUAUUAGGUGCAGUACUCGCUUGGAGCUUCUGCAAAUCAGAGGUGGACAAAAAUUGUCUUCACCCAUUGAAGUCUUUUGCACCAUAUGUGUCUCAAUUUUUGAGAUUUCCCUGCCUCUCUCUGGUGCGCAAUGACAGGAAGAUUGUGUGAAUCAUUGGAAUCAAAAUGCACCGUGCAUGGUCAGCGCUUAUAUAAAUAUUAUUUUCCGAAAAGCAAAUUCACUAUUCAUGCUA
Molecule: messenger RNA, 1310 nt
Organism: Setaria italica (foxtail millet)
Lineage: Eukaryota; Viridiplantae; Streptophyta; Magnoliopsida; Poales; Poaceae
Product: steroid 5-alpha-reductase DET2
Exons: 1
Coding region: 266-1084 (272 amino acids)
Biological process (GO): brassinosteroid biosynthetic process
Cellular component (GO): membrane
Molecular function (GO): 3-oxo-5-alpha-steroid 4-dehydrogenase activity
Source: RefSeq, a predicted model, not a curated record